UCAUCAAUGGUCAUUCCGUCAUUCGUCAGAUAUAAUCAGAAUUGGACUCGUAGAGCAACCGGCAAGAAAAUUAUAAACAAUUGUACAUUAUAUAGAUUUAUAAAAUGACUGCGUUUGAAGAAUUCGGAGUUCUUUCCGAGUUAGGCAAGGCGAUUGAUGAAAUGGACUGGAAUCUUCCAACAGAUGUUCAGGCUGAAGCUAUUCCGCUUAUUCUAGGCGGCGGUGAUGUGCUUAUGGCUGCUGAGACCGGUAGUGGUAAGACCGGUGCCUUCUGCCUUCCAAUAUUACAGAUAGUUUGGGAAACUUUAAAAGAUAUUCAAGAAGGAAAAACUAGCAAGGUGAUAUCUCCAGUUUCGACGGAAUGGACAAUGUCACUAUUCGAUCGCACUGAUGCUUUAGCCGUCACUCCAGAUGGUUUGCGAUGCCAAUCUCGGGAUCAGAAUGGAUGGCACGGAUGCAGGGCUACUAAGGGUGUUCACACGAAGGGAGCAUACUAUUAUGAAGCUACUGUAACAGAUGAAGGCUUAUGUCGUGUAGGGUGGUCUACACAAGCUGCAAGAUUAGAUUUGGGUACAGAUAGCCUUGGCUAUGGUUUUGGUGGUACAGGCAAGAAAUCAAAUGCUAAAAAUUUUGAGGACUAUGGCAAUGCUUAUGGGAAGAAUGAUGUUAUUGGUUGUUUCUUAAAUUUGAACAACGGUGACAUUUCUUACACAAUAAAUGGCGAGGAUAUGGGUGUAGCAUUUAAAUUAAAUCAGUCAAAACGUUGUGACUGUUACUUCCCAGCUAUUGUAUUAAAGAAUGCUGAGAUGAGCUUCAAUUUUGGCAGCACACCAUUUAAGUAUCCUCCAAAAGGGGACUACGUAGGAAUAUCUCGGGCUUCAAAAGAUUGUGUAAAACAGAAUAUUGUAUCAGCUGUUGCAUCUACUGGAGCUAAACAAGUCAACAAUGCUCCCCAGGCUAUAAUAAUAGAGCCAUCGAGAGAAUUAGCAGAACAAACAUGUAACCAAAUAACAUUGUUCAAAAAAUAUCUAGACAAUCCCAAAGUAAGAGAACUACUUGUUGUUGGAGGCAUUAACGUGAAAGAUCAGAUUAAUCAGUUGAACUCUGGUGUGGAUAUUGUUGUCGGUACACCUGGCCGACUUGAGGAUCUUAUUCAAGGAGGUUAUUUAGCAUUGACUCAUUGUCGCUUCUUUGUACUGGAUGAGGCUGACGGUCUCCUCAAGGCUGGCUGCGGCGAACUCAUUGAGAGGCUUCACAGACAAAUACCAAAGAUCACGUCGGACGGUCGCCGCCUACAGAUGGUUGUUUGCUCAGCAACAUUGCACGCUUUCGAAGUCAAGAAAAUGGCGGAAAAGUUGAUGCACUUCCCUACGUGGGUGGACCUGAAAGGCGAGGAUGCGGUGCCGGAGACCGUGCACCACGUCGUCGUCAAUGUCGACCCGCAGCGCGACCGCGGUUGGGAGACGCAGCGCAGCCAAAUAAUGACGGAUGGCGUGCAUGGGAAAGAUAAUAUUCGCAGCGGGAACACCACUCCGGAGACACUAUCAGAGGCUGUGAAAAUUCUCAAAGGAGAAUAUUGCGUACGAGCCAUUCGAGAACACAAAAUGGAUAGAGCAAUUAUCUUCUGCCGUACAAAACUGGACUGCGAUAACUUAGAGCGGUAUCUGAAGUCUUUUAAAAACGAGUUCUCGUGCGUGUGCCUGCAUGGAGACCGCAAGCCUGCUGAGCGGAAGGCUAAUUUAGAACAGUUCAAGCAGAAGCAGGUCAAGUUCCUCAUCUGCACCGAUGUCGCCGCUAGAGGAAUCGAUAUUUCGGGACUGCCUUUUAUGAUCAAUGUGACAUUACCGGACGAGAAAUCAAAUUAUGUACAUCGCAUCGGUCGUGUGGGUCGAGCUGAACGAAUGGGAUUGGCCAUAAGUCUCGUAUCCACUGUGCCAGAAAAGGUGUGGUACCACGGCGAAUGGUGUUCAUCACGAGGUCGAAACUGCUGGAACACUAAUCUAGUUGAUGACAGACCUAAAGGUUGCUGCAUGUGGUAUAACGAGCCACAGUACCUUGCGGAUAUUGAAGACCAUUUGAAUAUAACAAUACAGCAAAUAGAAACUGAUAUGAAAGUACCAAGUAACGAGUUUGACGGAAAAGUUGUUUAUGGUCAAAAAAGAACACAAGUUGGUUCUGGCUAUCAGGAUCACGUCACUCAAAUGGCGCCGGUGGUUAGAUCCCUACAAGAAUUGGAGUCUCAAGCACAGCUGUAUUACCUAAAGAUGCAUCAUAAUGUGGCAGUGGCGUAAUAUGAACAUUUAAACUAUUUAUUAUAAGCUCAUAUACACAGCAUGAGCAAUAGC
This is a messenger RNA of Vanessa tameamea, 2345 nucleotides long. RefSeq names its product ATP-dependent RNA helicase Ddx1 (gene Ddx1). The coding region runs from base 105 to 2291 and encodes 728 amino acids. The transcript has 13 exons. NCBI's taxonomy places the organism in Eukaryota, Metazoa, Arthropoda, Insecta, Lepidoptera, Nymphalidae. Gene Ontology annotation, molecular function: protein binding; mRNA binding; ATP binding. Gene Ontology annotation, cellular component: nucleolus. The record is from RefSeq and is a predicted model, not a curated record. Gene Ontology annotation, biological process: rRNA processing.